CGGCGGCGCCCCCUCCUCCUCCUCCUCCGCCGCCAGCGCCGCGGGCUCCUCGGACAUGGCCGCGGCGGUGGCGGUGGCGGCCGCGUCCCGGCGGCAGUCGUGCUACCUGUGUGACCUGCCCCGCAUGCCCUGGGCCAUGAUCUGGGACUUCACCGAGCCCGUGUGCCGCGGCUGCGUCAACUACGAGGGCGCCGACCGCGUCGAGUUCGUCAUCGAGACGGCGCGGCAGCUCAAGCGGGCGCACGGCUGCUUCCCGGAGGGCCGCUCCCCGCCCGGCGCCGCGGGCCCGGCCGCCGCCAAGCCGCCGCCGCUCUCGGCCAAGGACCUUCUCCUGCAGCAGCAGCAGCAGCUCGGCCACGGCGGCCCUGAGGCGGCCCCGCGCGCGCCGCAGGCCCUGGAGCGCUACCCGCUGGCGGCCGCCGCCGAGCGGCCCCCGCGCCUCGGCUCCGACUUCGGCGGCAGCCGCCCGGGCACGGGCCUGGCCCAGCCGCCGACGCCGCAGCCGCCGCCCGUGAACGGCAUCCUGGUGCCCAACGGCUUCUCCAAGCUGGAGGAGCCGCCCGAGCUGAACCGCCAGAGCCCGAACCCGCGGCGCGGCCACGCCGUGCCGCCUACCCUGGUGCCGCUCAUGAACGGCUCGGCCACGCCGCUGCCCGCCGCGCUGGGGCUCAGCGGCCGCGCCGCCGCCUCGCUGGCCGCCGUGUCGGGCGCCGCGGCCGCCGGCCUGGGCUCGGCACCGCCCGCCGACCUGGGCGCCCACAAGCGGCCGGCGUCCGUGUCGAGCAGCGCGGCCGCGGAGCACGAGCCGCGCGAGGCGGCGGCCAAGGAGAAGCCGCCGCCGCCGCCACCCUCGCACCGCGGCCCGGCCGACAGCCUGUCUAGCGCGCCCGGGGCCGCCGAGCUGGGCCCCGAGGGCGCCGGCAAAGGCCGCGGGCCCGGAGAGCAGGACUGGGUCAACAGGCCCAAGACCGUGCGCGACACGCUGCUGGCGCUGCACCAGCACGGCCACUCGGGGCCCUUCGAGAGCAAGUUUAAGAAGGAGCCGGCCCUGACUGCAGGCAGGUUGUUGGGUUUCGAGGCCAACGGGGCCAACGGGUCUAAAGCAGUUGCAAGAACAGCAAGGAAAAGGAAGCCUUCUCCAGAACCAGAAGGUGAAGUUGGGCCUCCCAAGAUCAAUGGAGAGGCACAGCCCUGGCUGUCCACGUCCACAGAAGGGCUCAAGAUCCCCAUUACUCCUACAUCCUCUUUUGUGUCUCCACCACCACCCACUGCCUCACCUCAUUCCAACCGGACCACACCGCCUGAAGCGGCACAGAAUGGCCAGUCCCCCAUGGCAGCCCUGAUCUUAGUAGCAGACAAUGCAGGGGGCAGUCAUGCCUCGAAAGAUGCCAACCAGGUUCACUCCACUACCAGGAGGAAUAGCAGCAGUCCACCCUCUCCGUCCUCUAUGAACCAAAGAAGGCUAGGCCCCAGAGAGGUGGGGAGCCAGGGGGCAGGCAGCACCGGAGGACUGGAGCCAGUGCACCCCGCCAGCCUCCCGGACUCCUCUCUGGCAGCCAGUGCCCCCCUGUGCUGCACCCUCUGCCACGAGCGGCUUGAGGACACCCACUUUGUGCAGUGCCCGUCCGUCCCUUCGCACAAGUUCUGCUUCCCUUGCUCCAGACAAAGCAUCAAACAGCAGGGAGCUAGUGGAGAGGUCUAUUGUCCCAGUGGGGAAAAAUGCCCUCUUGUGGGCUCCAAUGUCCCCUGGGCCUUUAUGCAAGGGGAAAUUGCAACCAUCCUUGCUGGAGAUGUGAAAGUGAAAAAAGAGAGAGACUCGUGACUUUCCGGUUUCAGAAAAACCCAAUGAUUACCCUUAACUAAAACUGCUUGAAUUGUAUAUAUAUCUCCAUAUAUAUAUAUAUCCAAGACAAGGGAAAUGUAGACUUCAUAAACAUGGCUGUAUAAUUUUGAUUUUUUUGAAUACAUUGUGUUUAUAUUUUUUUUGACGACAAAAGGUAUGUACUUAUAAAGGCAUUUUCUUCUUUUGUUAACGUUAUUAGCAUAUCUUUGUGCUUUAUUAUCCUGGUGACAGUUAACGUUCAAUGUAGGCUGUGACUUGCGCUGCUUUUUUAGAGCACUUGGCAAAUCAGAAAUGCUUCUAGCUGUAUUUGUAUGCACUUAUUUUAAAAAGAAAAAAAAAAGCCAAAUACAUUUUCUGACAUUGUAAGAUUGCCUUACUGUCUGUUAUUCCUUAUUCUGGCCCCUUUCUCAGGCUGGAGGCCAGUUGGUGGAGAAGGAAAGGAAAUGAGUGAAAGGGGCACUGUUGUGAAGUGGGCAUGCCACUGGGAAAAAUCACCAAGUUUACCCCAAAACAUUGUCAUUUUAGAGUAAUAGGAAAAUAGAUUUUGACUCUUUCUCUGUUUUCUUCUUAAAGUUCAGUUGUUGGGAUAUUGAUGACUGCCUGAGAGUUGCUGCUGAGAGAUUUUGAGGACUGUGUGGUUUUGGGGUGGGGGUGGGGGGGAUUUUUCUUUUUUAAGGCAAAGUUGACCACUGUUCACUGCCCACGUGAUCAGUUGUAAGAUUACAAUGCUGCAUGCUAGUUGGUUACAUAAUAACACAAUUCAGUGACGGAAGGCGGUGACAAUGGAUGGUGGUGUGUACAAGAUGGCACUGCCAUCUUUGAACAGAGCCUGGCUCUGCAGCGCCACUUCAUCUUUUUAAACACCCUAGAGCUCUGUUUGUUGUUGCUGUUGUCAUUUCCUUUGAAAAGAGUCUCAAGAGAAGUUACAGUCCAGGUGAACUUGGAGAUUGUGGGAUUGGUUUCGUUUCUGUUUUGUGUUUUGUUUUGUUUUUUAUCAUUUACCUGCAGUGCUAUUGCUGUUGAUACUAUCACCUACACCCGUUUCUAGUGAGUGCUAAAUACAGUAUGGUACAAUGACAGUAACAGCGCCUGGUGCUGCCAGGACUGCCCGUGGGCAUAUCAGUGACAGCCCGAAUGGGGGUGGAGGAAACCUGUAAUUUCCUUCUUAGAUGUGUUUGAAAUACCAAGUGAAUAAUACUGUUCUUCUGGAAAAAAAUGAUAAACUAGUGAAAAUUAAAAGAGUUUUACGUAAUAGACAGGCCCCACCUCUCAAACUAUUUUUAGGAGACUUUUGUAAACUAAUUUCUUUUGAUCACUAUUUUGCAUCAGUAAAGUGAUUUUUUUUAACCAAUAAAUCAUCAGUUAUUAGAAAUA
Messenger RNA from Equus quagga, 3217 nucleotides. RefSeq names its product interferon regulatory factor 2 binding protein 2 (gene IRF2BP2). NCBI's taxonomy places the organism in Eukaryota, Metazoa, Chordata, Mammalia, Perissodactyla, Equidae. Bases 56 to 1822 code for a protein of 588 amino acids. Gene Ontology annotation, biological process: regulation of transcription by RNA polymerase II. Gene Ontology annotation, cellular component: nucleus. The record is from RefSeq and is a predicted model, not a curated record. Gene Ontology annotation, molecular function: transcription corepressor activity. The transcript is spliced from 2 exons.